This is a messenger RNA of Aspergillus mulundensis, 867 nucleotides long. RefSeq names its product oxygenase MpaB family protein. The transcript has a single exon. Bases 1 to 867 code for a protein of 288 amino acids. Gene Ontology annotation, molecular function: oxidoreductase activity. NCBI's taxonomy places the organism in Eukaryota, Fungi, Ascomycota, Eurotiomycetes, Eurotiales, Aspergillaceae. The record is from RefSeq and is a predicted model, not a curated record.
AUGUCGUCCUCUAGUUCCUCCUCCCAGAACGACAAACCCAUCGCUUCCGACACCGACCUCAUCGUGGCAGCCCUCAACAACCCGCAGCACAUCCAAAAGAUCGUCAGCGAAGCCAUCAUCCUCGGCGGAGGCGCCGCCGCCAUCCUCCUGCAAGUCGCACACCCAGGCGUCGCAAAGGGCGUGAACUACCACUCCAGCUUCGCAACCCGCCCGGUCGACCGUCUGCGCACUACAAUGACCUACGUCUACAGCAUGCUGUUCGGGACCCCGGCCGAGAAGAAGAAGAUCAUCGAGCUCGUGCACCGGGCACAUGCUUCCGUCACCGGACCCGGUUACACGGCCGACGACCCCGGUGCUCAGCUUUGGGUUGCUGCGACACUAUACGCGGUCGGCGUCGACUUAUACGAGUCGAUCUUUGGCGUCAUGGAUGAUGAAACUGCGGAGGCAGCAUACCGGGAGUACGUUGUCCUGGGUGCAUCGCUUCGCGUUCCUGUCGAGAUGUGGCCGCCAACCCGCGAGGCAUUCUGGAUCUACUGGGACGAGCAACUAGCGACUUUCGAAAUCUGUGAUGAAGCAAGAAGCGUUGCGCAUGAUUUGCUCUACAACCCAAAGAUACCAUUCUAUUUCAAGGCGUUGAUGCCAACCCUUCGGCUUGUGACGGCUGAGCUGCUGCCGGAGAGACUGAGGAAGGAGUACGGGUUGAAGGCCAGCAAGGGACGCAAGAGGCUGUACAAGUCGACGAUGGUAUUGACUAAAGCGACAUAUCCGUUCCUGCCCAGGGUCCUUCGGACAUACCCUGUCCGAUUCUAUAUGAAGGACAUGCGGAAGAGGAUGGCCAAGUAUGGGGAGGCGCAGAGGAAGAUCUAG